CGUUGGCCGUGUGUUUCAGUAUCACUUUGUGCUCGUCUUGUGCUCAUUUCCAUGCGAGUUGAGCCGAUAAGGAGAAAAAAAAGGUGCCCAAUGAAAAAAGGAAGAGAAGGAAAUAAGAAUAGAGUAGUUCACGUUUGUUAGUACGGCGUGUCAGUGUGAGUACUAUAAUAAUUGAAUUCGUUUGUAUUUACUCGAGUGCCAAUUGAAAAACUAGAGACACUGAAUAUAACAAGUAUGUAACGCCCCAGUAGCUCAUUGUCACUCGAUACAAUCAUCCCAGAACAAUUGAAACGUCAAAAAUCAAUUCCUAUAAAAUUUAUUCUAAAACGCGGAUCCAUAAAACGUUGUCCAUUCAAAAAUGUUCUCCAGUGGUAACGGAUGUGAUCAGGUGUAAUAAUAAAUUUAAAAAAUGAGUAUAAAAAUUACACGUCUUGUGUGAAAGAUAACCGCAAUCGCGAUAAGUGUCUCCAGAGGCGCGGAGGAAACUCCCAAAACCGAAGUGGCAAAGAAAAUACAAUAAGUUAUUUAAAAGGAAUAAUUAAAGAGAAUCCAGUUGAAAGAUGAGCUUGAGUAUAUCGAAAUUCUUCUCAAAGAAGAAAUCAACAUCGGAUCAGAGUAUCGGGGAGAUCGGUUUGCCAACAGAUGUAUCCCAUCGUUUUCACGUAAUAAAAAAUGCGAAAACAGGAAAAUUGGAGGGUCUCCCGGACUCGUGGCUCCGUCAGCUCAACUCUCAGAUAACGAAACAUGAACAGGACACACACCCAGCAGCGGCGCUGCAUGCCAUAACGUUUUACAAUUACUCAAUAACGAGAAAGCCUCAGCAGGAGAUCUUCAAGCCUCUUGUAACUGAGGAUCUGAUACAGGAGGAGUCCCAGGAGAUUGAUAAGAUUCUGGCGAAGAAGAAAUAUCAGUCUGGAGAUUCAGAUGGAUCGACGUCGAGUUCGACGGACAGCCAGCGACUACCGGAGCUGCCACCCAAGCGGAAUAAACCACCGAAACCCACCCCCAGGAAGCAGGUACCCCAGGACCGGGUCGAGAAGACUCUGACAGAGAUCCUGGAGGACUUGAACUCCUACACACUUGAUGCCGAGAGUAUCAUAAAGGAAAGUGUCGCCACGCCGGAGGAGAGUCCAGUACUCCGGAGGAAGACGGACUCGUCGGAGAGUAAAAUGAGUGACGAGGAGGUAUACGAGAAGUUGAGGAGUAUUUGCCAGUGUGGGGACCCAAAUCGCAGGUUCGAGAGAACGAAGGAGGUGGGAGCUGGUGCAUCAGGGGUUGUUUUCAUAGCUACUGAUCUCAUCAACAACGACAAAGUCGCCAUCAAGGACAUCGAUCUCUCCAAACAACCAAUGAAGAAUCUCAUUCUUACGGAGAUCAAUGUUCUUAAGGAGUUUCAACAUCCCAAUCUGGUUAAUUUUCUUGACGCUUACCUUGUGGGUGAGCAUCUCUGGGUUGUCAUGGAGUUGCUCGAAGGUGGACCCCUCACAGACGUCGUCACUGAGACAAUUAUGAAGGAGGCACAGAUUGCAGCUGUCUGCAGAGAAGUCCUCAAGGCCAUCAGUUUUCUACACUCCAAAGGCAUCAUCCACAGGGACAUCAAGUCCGAUAAUGUUCUGCUGGGCAUGAAUGGUGCUGUCAAAGUCACGGAUUUUGGUUUCUGUGCGAAUAUCGAUGGGGACGAGAAGAGGCAGACGAUGGUGGGGACGCCCUACUGGAUGGCGCCUGAGGUUGUCACCAGAAAGCAAUACGGAAAGAAGGUCGAUAUCUGGUCCCUAGGGAUCAUGGCUAUCGAGAUGAUCGAGGGAGAGCCACCGUAUCUCAAGGAGCUUCCCCUCAGGGCUCUCUAUCUCAUCGCUGCCAUUGGGAAACCAUCGAUUCCCAGGUGGAACUCACUCAGUGCCACUUUCCAGAAUUUUCUUGAGCGCUGUCUUGCUGUUGAGGUCGAUGAACGAGCCACUGCCGAUGAACUCUUGGCACAUCCCUUUUUAGAUAAAUGCGCUGAGCUGUCUAGCCUCAGGAGACUCAUCGAGGCCGCCCAGGCGCGGUUGCAAAAAGUAUUUUAAAUUUUACGGGGCAAAAGGCGUUUUUGGGAGAGACUCGGAGACUUUGACGGUGUUCUCAAGAAGAAGCGUGUUCUGUUUCUCAGCGGGAAUAUUUUUCAUUAACUCUGUUUUGGUGAGUCUUUGGGGUGAUGAGACACAUGGGCAAUUAAAAUUGAAAUUAAUAGUAGUGUUGCAACGUAAUGAGGGGCAUUUCAAGUCGAUAAUCAUUCGUUUUAGAAUUAAAUAUUCAGUAUUUUUUUCCCAAGGCAUAAGAAUAAUAUAAUAAAGUAUAUAAAAAGUUAUUUGCGAUUUACGGUGAAAGCUUUAUAUGACUUUUUUAUAGCUGGGGAAAUUUUGAACAAAAAAGUUGAUAUUGAAUCCCAAAAUGAAUAGGUUUACGAUCAAUCGACGUUUAACAAAAUUAAAAUUGGAAUUAGCUCACUUGAUUACUUCGCUAUUGAGAUAUCAUAUUGCAAAGAGAAAAAUGGGAUUCGUAAUAGCGUUAAGCCUUAUCAGUGUAUAUAAUGUGUCAUCAAUGAUGUUGGACAGUAGAAAGAUCAUUGCGGGUACAAAGAAAAAAAAAUGACGAGAGAAAUAUAAAUGAAAUUAAUACUAUCUCAUUUUUUUUAUGCCCAAAAUUAUAAGCAAUUUAACUCUCUCUUCACAGAAUCAUAUUUUUCACGAGAUUAAUUUGUAUAUCAGAUCACAUAUCACCGAUUAAGUCUUGUACUUAUGAUAAUGGAGUGACUUUUCCAAUUCUAUCUACAAAGAAUAAAUUUUGUACACUCUAAACAUUCCGGGGACGGAUUACUCUUGUCCGAGGGGCCUAAUGCUCAUUGCUAAUGAUACGAAUUACACUUCUCACCCACGAGAUUAAGACUUCCAAAAUUAGGGGGGCAAUGGUAUCAAGUCAGAGUAUUAAUUGUGAUGAAAGGACCAAACGCAACAAGUGUGCUGUAUUUUUUAUAUGAAGGAUAAACAGUUCGAAGGGAAUUGGUGAUUAAUUAGGAAAAUAAGACAUCAUCACUAAUUGUAAAUGAAAAAAAAAUGUAUCCAUUUUAUACUAAAUGUAUUGAAUUAUCCAGCCUCGUGCCUAGAGCAUCGUACUGCUCAAAUUUUAAUACAACUACGUGUGAAACGACUUAAAUUGUAUGUAUAUAUUGCUGAGACGAUUUGUAUUGAAUUAUACCGGAAUUUUAAUGAUAAAAAGACUUCUGCUUUUGCUACUAAUUAUAGUCGAGUCUUUGUAUAAGAUACAAGGCAAUUUGUCAUUCGAUUUUCAGUAUGCAAUUGAUUGAUUAAUUUGGGAAAUUCAAAGUUGCAAUUUUAUGGCUGAAAUAUACACUGUUAUUUGCCAAUUGUCAUCAAUAUCUAUUCAAUUUCAUCUUAAUUGAAUAAGUUGCAAUAUUCUCUUUAAUCUUUUCGCUCAAUUUUCAUUUUAUUGCACCUAUUAAGUAGAGUGUACGAAGAGUGAGGGAAUGACUUGACACUAAUUACGAAUUAGUAUCUUAUAUGGAGAUUAGACUGUAUCUUUAUUCAUUCCUUUGAAAAUCAA
This is a messenger RNA of Fopius arisanus, 3597 nucleotides long. RefSeq names its product p21 (RAC1) activated kinase 3 (gene Pak3). Gene Ontology annotation, cellular component: cytoplasm. The coding region runs from base 561 to 2063 and encodes 500 amino acids. The record is from RefSeq and is a predicted model, not a curated record. The transcript has a single exon. Gene Ontology annotation, molecular function: ATP binding; protein serine/threonine kinase activity. Gene Ontology annotation, biological process: regulation of MAPK cascade; regulation of axonogenesis; intracellular signal transduction. Lineage: Eukaryota; Metazoa; Arthropoda; Insecta; Hymenoptera; Braconidae.